AGCCUCCGCCGUCUUCCGAUUCCAAAACUUCAGGACUCAUGCAAUAGGUUCCUAGCUUCUGCCAAGGUUGUCCUUAAUGAUGCUGUAUAUAAUCGAACGGAAGAAGUGGUUCGCUCAUUUGAAAAGGCCGAAGGACCAGAACUUCAAAAGGCUCUGAUCGACUACGAUCGAAACCACAAAGACACAAGUUACAUCUGUGAGCCAUGGUUUGAUAUGUACUUGAAAGCUCGUAUACCAUGUCCGGUCAACUAUAACCCUUUCAUGAUGUAUGCGCCGGAUCCAAAUCCACGAUUUAACCAUCAGGUAUCGCGUUCGACGAACUUUGCCAUCUCUUUCGCUCGGUUUAGGCGUGCUCUGGAUGCCAAUGUUUUAGCUCCCGAGGUGUUCCAUCUUAACCCUAAGAAGAGCGACACGAAACUGUUCCGAAACGUUUGCAAAUCACUUCCAGCGAGUCUUUCGUGGUACGGAGCCGUAGCAUUCAAGGCUUUCCCUCUUGACAUGAGUCAGUACAAAUCCUUGUUCAAUGGAACCCGUAUUCCAAAAAAGGAUAAAGAUGUUCUGUAUCAGGACACGACACAAAAACACUUCAUGGUUAUG
Molecule: messenger RNA, 597 nt
Organism: Haemonchus placei
Lineage: Eukaryota; Metazoa; Nematoda; Chromadorea; Rhabditida; Trichostrongylidae
Source: the annotation of a GenBank genome assembly